Sardina pilchardus (European sardine) is the source of this 2349-nucleotide messenger RNA. RefSeq lists its product as uncharacterized. NCBI's taxonomy places the organism in Eukaryota, Metazoa, Chordata, Actinopteri, Clupeiformes, Clupeidae. The transcript has 10 exons. Bases 81 to 1613 code for a protein of 510 amino acids. The record is from RefSeq and is a predicted model, not a curated record.
ACAGUCCACGUGGGGGCGGUAGAGACGCUUUUUCAAGUCCCGCCAAAUGACGUCUGUCGUAGAAGAAGAACUCAACUGUUAUGGUCACCAUGGCCCAGCGUAAAGAUCAGCUCAGGCGAAAAGAUCUGUCCAAGAUGGUGGUGGCGUGUGAGUGGGGGAACUGCUCCUUUAAAGGCACCAGAAUGGAGGACCUGAGCGAACACAUGUCUCAGCACCUGAAGGACCAUGUAGGCGAGGGAGACAACCUGGACGAACUCGAUGACUGUCCGUGCCUGUGGCGUGGCUGUGAGUUUGUGGCUAUGGGCAAUGUCAAGGAGUUGGCGGUGCACGCACACUUCCACGUGUUCCACGCCAAGCUGAUGUUCGUUGGCCGGCAGCAGCUGCAGGCACAUCCCGAGCUGCCCACCUGCACCCAGGAGCUCAACAGUAGCAACCUCAUCACCGAGCUGGGAGACGCCUUCGUGUGCGAGUGGGAGCACUGUGACAGCACGUUUAACAAUGCUGAGUGGUUCUAUCGGCAUGUGGAUAUGCAUGCCCACUGCACUGAGCUGCGCGCCUUACCUGAUCGCCAGCAGGUGCUCUUCUGCAGUUGGAAAGGCUGCGAGGCCUUUUUUAAGAUCAAGUAUCGGCUGCGGGAACACCUGCGCAGCCACACACAGGAGCGCAUCGUCGCCUGCCCCACUUGUGGGGGAAUGUUCUCCAGCAACACCAAGUUCUUCGACCACAUCCAGCGCCAGGCCCAGCCCGAUGAAACGCUGAUAUGUGGUCACUGUGAUAAACGCUUCGCCAAUGAGAGACUCCUGAGAGACCAUGUACGCCAGCAUGUGAACCACAUAAAGUGCCCUCUCUGUGAUAUGACCUGUACUUCUCUUGCGACGCUGAAGAUCCACAUCAAGUUCCGUCAUUGUGAUGAGCGGCCAUUCCCGUGUGACUUCUGCGAGAGCUGCUUUAAGAAUCAGCACGACCUCAGGAAACACAUGGAGACGCAUAACGAGGGCGAGUACCAGUGCCAAGUGGAUGGAUGUGCCUACACCUCACGAAUGUCCCACACUAUGCGUCAGCACUACAGGAGAUACCAUGAGGGUGCAACAGUGUCGCGGUAUAAGUGCCACCUGUGUGAUAAGACCUUUUCCUGGUGCUACACCCUGACGCUACACCUGCGGAACAAACACCAGCUGAAGUGGCCCUCCGGACACGCACGCUUCAGGUAUAAGAAAGAUGAGGAUGGUUUCAUGCGUCUGAACAUGGUGCGUUACGAGACGGUGGAGGUGACGCAGGAGAUCAUGAAGAACAUGGCCACGAAGCGAACGCCGCGCAAGUCCCCCGGGGGCGGCCCUCUGCCCAAACGCCCCGCCCUCGAGUCCUCCACAGACGACUCCUCCGACCCGGAUCCCUCCGUCCCGUCGUCCCCUGACCCGCCCGAGCUGUUGGAAGACCACGCCUCCUCGCCACGCCCGCAGGAGGCGGGGCCUGUGUACUGUGUCCUGAAGACCCUGUCGCACGUAGGGGCCGAGCAGGAGGAAGACGAGCAGGCGGAGUCAAGCGGCAGCCAAUCAGGAGCGGAGAGGGCGCUGGCGGCUGUGGCGAGGGGGCUGGGCAUGGAUGUGGUGUGAAAGGUCAGGGGUCAGGCUGACGACGAGGAUGAAAAGGACUUCCUACCCUUAUUCUUUUAUAGCUCACCUGAUUGUGUGCGUGCGUGUGUUAGGGGUGAUGUGGUUGUCAGCCGGUCUGAAGGGACCUGGCUUAAGAUCACCUGCACACAGGCCCAAAUGUGGCCUAACGUUUAAGUUUAGUGGGGAAGAGAUGUGAAUAUGUUUUAAUGAGCCAGAUUUUAGAGAUUUUAUUAGUUUUAUCUGUUUUUACAAUGUUUGCUGUUGUCUAUUUUUGGUUGGGAAUUAAAUGAUAUGGAGACACUACCAUGGCUGUGCAGGAACCAGUGAGUGUGGGUGGGGUCUGAUCACCUGGACCAAUAGAAUUUGAGAAUGGUCUGAUAACCAGGACCAAUCGAAGGUGAGAAUGGUCUGAUCACCUGGACCAAUAGAAUGUGAGAAUGUCCUGAUGAGCGGAUAAGGGAUGUUAAGAAUCCGGUUUCCUGAACAGAUGAGACCUCACUCACACACCUGCCCCACAUCAGAUCUCUCACUCACACACCUGCUCCAACACUUCUGAUCAUCUGCCUCAUGGCCUCAGUGUCCACAUAGAGAGAGCACUGAUAUAUUAACUUGUUUAUUUUGUUUUGUUUUUAUUUAAUUUUGUAAACAGUUUUUCUCCAUUGUAUUUUUAUAGAGCGAUGAGGUGUUUUUAUAUUUGGCAUGGCUGGUGUGGCUGAGACUCAGGAGCAGGGUGCUG